Molecule: messenger RNA, 2307 nt
Organism: Diachasma alloeum
Lineage: Eukaryota; Metazoa; Arthropoda; Insecta; Hymenoptera; Braconidae
Product: leucine-rich repeat-containing protein 15
Exons: 1
Coding region: 459-1790 (443 amino acids)
Molecular function (GO): protein binding
Source: RefSeq, a predicted model, not a curated record
AUCCCGCGGAGUCCAAUGUCAUUAAAAAUCUUAUCAAAACCUAGCAUACAUCGUUUCCUCCGCAAUUUCCUUCGAUUCGUCCGCAGUCUCGGUUAAAGAGUAGACGCGCGUCGUCGAAGCGCAAGCAUCCAGCAAUGAAAACAAUCGGAAUAAGUCUGCUUGUCCUCGUGUCGUCAGUACUCGGAGAGGAUGAAGACUGCAGGACAGUUGACUUGAGUUUCGAAUUAUGUCAGAAGUCAGGCGCAUUCCUACAGUAUAUUCAUAUCGCAGAUGCGAUUAGCGUAAACAAGGUCGAGGAGAAGUCUCCGAGAAGUCAGAUGUCCACCCCCGCGCCAAUGUCACCCGAAAAUCUUCUCAUCGAAGCGCACAUAUGCUAAUUCCACAGUCGUUGUCUUUCAGUUGAUCGCGGUCUGCAGUCGAGAGCAGACGCGUGCUAUCGGCGAUCAAUCUUCAUCGCAAUGAAGGUAAUCAUCGGAAUAAGUUUGAUUUCACUCGCAUCGUUGGUCCUCGGGGACGAAACCUGCAGAGACGUUGAUGCGGGAUGGAAAGUAUGUGAGGAAUCCCAGACGAUCAAUCGCAUCGCGGAGGAGAACGCGCUUUUCCAGAGUGUUCUCACCCUCGACUUGACGAAGGACACCACAAUCGGUGAAAACUCCUUCAGUACUCCGAAACUUGAGUUACUUUACCUGCAGUUCCCCUACUUAAGCAAACAGAACAUAUCUGCCGCUCGGUCGCUGUCAUUGCGGCCGAAUUCGUUCGCUGGUCUGGCCAAGUUGGAACAUCUGAAUAUCGAAAAUACCUACCUCAACUUCACUCGCGGCACUACAUUCGCUCCGCUUGGAGCACUGAAAGGUUUAGAACUCAAAAGGUGUAGAUUAUCUGAAGUGCCUACUAAAUUGCUGGAGUCCAUGCCUGUACUUGAGGAAUUGACGCUGGAAGACAACGAAAUAACUGCGCUUUAUCCAAAUGACUUUGCACCGCUGAAACAUCUGAAAGAGUUGGACCUGAGCUCCAAUGAAAUUGUCGCCAUUGCGCCGGGUUCGUUCGAUGGACUCAGUACACUGAGAGUACUGGAUGUGUCUGACAAUGCUCUCCCAGCGUCGCCAGAACUCUUCAAGGGAUUGAGGCUGUUGAAGGAACUCCGUCUAUCAAAAUGCUUUGAUCACAAUGGGUUUCAAACAAAUGUAUUUCAAGAAGUUCCGUAUCUUGAGAAACUGCAAGUGGGUUUCAAUAAUAUAACGACUCUGACCCCCGGCAUGUUCGACGCUGUCUUGUCACUCCGAGAGCUGUCAUUGUACGGUAAUAAAAUUCGCGAGGUACCGAAGCGUGUGUUCGAACGACUGAGGUCUCUCAAAGAAAUUUCUCUCGCUGACAAUGAAAUCGAGACGAUAACACCGGGUGCUUUCGGUUUCCUGGAUCUCGAUGACUUGAUACUUUCUCUCAAUCGCCGGCUGACAACCAUUUCGACUGAGACGUUCAGGGGUCUCACUGUUCGCCGCUUGUCUCUGGCCAAAUGCAAUAUUGCGACGAUUGAACCGAGAGCUUUCAAUGUCACGCGUGUGACACGGUCCCUGGAUUUAACUGAGAAUGUUUUAACCGAAGUCGGGGCUGAGGAUUUUGCUGGACUCUGGACCAAGGACCUGGAUCUCAGCCAGAACCGCAUCGGAACCAUCGCUCCGAACGCUUUCAAGGACACUGUGAUGAAACGAUUUGGUUUUUACGGGAACGCGAUUAAGCGUGCGAACAGAGAUCAGUGGGGUAUCAAAGAAUCGGUUGAGAUUAUGAUGUAAAUGCUGGGUGAUUGCCUGGGGCAGUUGCAGAAUUACUCUGUAGAAAGCUUGUUAUUUACUGUAAAUAUAUUCAUCAUUUUUACUAGACAUUAACUCCCUUCAUUAAAAAAUAGUUUAAACUCUUUCUUCUAUGAAUGUAUUUUGAUGUAAAUUGUUUUUUAAUAUAAAAUACAAUGUUACAAAUUUCUGUGUCAAAUUCCUGAAAUUGUUAUCGUGUUCAAGUUCCACUGAAAUUUCAGGAAAUCUUGCCAUUGAAAAAUCAAAUAUUCCGUUGAUUUUCUGUUCAAAUGAUCUGGAAAUCAAUAAAAUUCUUUUUCAGUUCAAUUAUUCUGUGAAAAUCCAUAGAAAUGAGGGAAAUCCAUAUCAUUUUGAUAUUCGAAUCUCAUGAAUUUCCGUGAAUUCUACUUAAACCUUAAACUUUCAUAAACAUUUUUUCCUUCAAUCCGAUUCAACCUCACUCCCACAAGAUUUACCACAAUAUCUCCCAUGAAAUUAAAAAAAAAUUGAAAUAGCUGCA